Messenger RNA from Rotaria sordida, 822 nucleotides. The record is from the annotation of a GenBank genome assembly. Lineage: Eukaryota; Metazoa; Rotifera; Eurotatoria; Philodinida; Philodinidae.
AUGGAUUUCCAUGGACCUAUUACUCCAACAUCUCAACGUGGAAACAAAUAUAUUAUAUCUCUUACCGAUGUUUUAUCAAAAUUCGUCGUUACAAAGGCUGUACGUGAUAAUACAGCUCAAACAGCUAUUAGAUUUCUUAAAGAAGACAUUAUUUCAAAAUUUGGAACUCCUCGUUGUAUUCUUACUGACAACGGAACACAUUUUACUUCAACGUUAAAGGAUGAAUUAAUUAAACAAAUUGGAGCUACACAUUUAUAUUCAACACCAUAUCAUCCCCAAACUAACGGUCAAGUUGAAAGAUAUAAUUCAGCUAUGGAUGCAAAAAUUACAGUUUUAUCAAAUUUACGUAAAACCGAUUGGGAUGAUCAAUUAUCAUUUGUUACAUUUAAUUACAAUACUUCAAUUCAUUCCUCAACAAAACAAAUACCAUUCGAAAUGAUGUACGGUCGAUCACCUGUUCUACCAUUCGAUCAUCAAGAUACAAAUGUUACCUUAUCAUAUGAUUCUGAACAUGCGAAAAAACUUAGUCAAUUUUUAUCCAAAUUAAACGAACAAGCAAAAAUUCAUAUUAUUAAAAAUCAAGAACGAUAUAAACAACGUUAUGAUAUAAAUCGUUCUGAUCCAACCUACAACAUUGGUGAAUUAGUUCUUUGUAAAACACUCAAUAUCCGUUAUAAAUUCGAUGUUCGUUAUGAAGGACCAUAUAGAAUUAUUCAAAAAAUUACACCGAAAACAUUUAUUAUUCAACACGUCAAAAAAUCAACAUUAUAUCGUCAAGUUACAACCGACGUGUUAUUACCAAUAUUUGAACGAAUUUAUUAA